This is a messenger RNA of Fraxinus pennsylvanica, 339 nucleotides long. The record is from the annotation of a GenBank genome assembly. NCBI's taxonomy places the organism in Eukaryota, Viridiplantae, Streptophyta, Magnoliopsida, Lamiales, Oleaceae.
AUGCCGAAAACAGAACCGCCGUCAAACACCACCACCGUACCACACAACUCUACCUCCACCGCACCACAACCCCCAUCCCCCGUACCACAGUCCCCAUCCACACAAAAAAAAAAAAAAACAGAUUUGCACCGUGCUCAAACCAUGGAUCGUGUACAAGCAGUUCAUGGAGAACCUGAUUCCUGUUACAGAGAAACAAAAUCCACCAAGAGUUCUUCGGAGAGUCAGUUCAAUGAGCUGGAAUUCUGGGUUUAUUCUGUGAACUAUGGCCUCUCCACAGGGGGGAAGAAGACUGCUGAUGUUCGGCUAAUAAGUCUAAUUAUGAAUAAUUUGUUGCCUUGA